GAAAACCGUUUUCUCCUAUUAACUUUUGUUUGUACUGAGGACAUUAUGAGAAACCUAAAAUUACUGAGAACACGGGAGUGCCAGGCCAGCCAGGUUUUUGGAAGUCCACAGGGUUUCUCUCUCCGUGUGGACCGAGGGACAUUAUUAAUCAGCUCAGAGUAUGGAAUUGUGGAACUGGAUCCCCUCACUCAGGAGGUCACAAAUGAAAUUUCUCUGACAGCAGAAGGGUUUCUGCCAGAAGAUGGAAGUGGACGCAUUGUGGGAAUUGAGGAUUUGCCUGAUCAAGAAUCUGUGUGUGUGGCUACAGCCACUGGAGAUGUUAUCCUGUGCCACCUGAACACAAACCAGCUGGAGUGUGUCGGGAGUGUGGACAGUGGUCUAACAGUAAUGAGCUGGAGUCCAGACCAAGAGCUUGUUCUCCUGGCGACAGGUCAGCAGACACUCAUUUUGAUGACCAGGGAGUUUGAGCCGAUUAUGGAAAAUCAGAUUCACCAAGAUGACUUUGGAGAAGGGGAGUUUAUUACUGUUGGUUGGGGUAAAAAGGAGACCCAGUUCCAUGGAUCUGCAGGCAAGCAGGCAGCUCAUGCCAAGCCAGUGAAGGAGGAGGAGGUGGCGGCUGGGGCUCGGAAGAUCCGUGUGUGGAGCCGAGAAUUUGUUUUGCAGUCGACCAGCGAGCCUGUCCCUGGACUAGAGCAAGGCCUCGCUUGGAAGCCCUCUGGAAGCCUGGUGGCAUCCUCUCAAGAUAAAGCCAACAAGCACGACGUGGUGUUCUUUGAAAAAAACGGGCUCCUUCAUGGGGAUUUCACGCUUCCCUUUCAGAAAGGCCGAGUCAAGGUAAAUGAGCUACUCUGGAAUUCAGACUCUAUGGUAUUAGCCGUAUGGCUGGAAGACCUGAAGAAUGAGAUUAACUCACAACCAAAGACAUAUGUUCAACUGUGGACAACAGGAAACUAUCACUGGUACCUGAAGCAAAGCCUGCAUUUUGGCAGCUCAGAGGACAGCAGGAUCGUGUCCCUGGCCUGGGAUCCAGAGACUCCGUAUCGACUUCACAUCCUUUGUCACCAGUGGCUGUACCUCUGCUACGACUGGCAGUGGAGUACGGACCGCAGCACCGGGGAAGGGGCAAAUGACUCUGCUGGAGUGGCAGUCAUUGACGGAGACAAGGUGCUCUUGACCACUUUUCGGCAUGCUGUGAUCCGGCAUUCCUUGCAAUAUGGCUAUGGUGAUAAAGACUCCUCUACAGUUAAAAAUGGUGCCGUGGAUGGAAGUGGAUCUAAAGAUCCCAUUGGGGUCCCUCAGCUGGAAAAGUCCUACAGAAUCAACCUAAGCGCCAAGGAAGAGAGAAUCCCGCUGUGGUUGCGUCUGGUCACCUGGGUGCAAGAUGACCUGUUCCUCGCUGCUAGCCAGGGGCCUCUCCCAGGCCAUACAAGCAUUCACCAUCUGAAGCUCUCCUCUGCCGAAGAAGCCUGUGUUGUUACCAGCUCACCUGUGACUGUGGAUGGGGACAUCAUCAGCCUGUCUUGUAACCCGAAAACCAAGGUGGUAGCUCUGCAACUCUCCGAUGGUCGAGUAAUGAAGUACCUGUGGGCGUCUGAAACGCCAACUGUCGUCCCUUGGCUGAACAGCAGUGGUUCCGCUGUCCGCUUUCCCUCCCCAUGUAUGCAGGUUGUGCAGGCCGUGAUUGGCGGACAAGACACCAUCUUUGGCCUGACUGACAGAUGUCGUUUUUUCAUUAAUGAUGCUGAGGCUGCUUCAAAUGUCACAUCCUUCAUCAUACAUGAUGAGUUUCUGUUGGUGACCACCCAUUCUCACACCUGCCGGUGUUUGCCUCUGAAGAACACAUCCCUGAAAGCUCUGCAAGCGGCUUUGGGCAAUGCUUCCAUCCCCGACAACGAGACCCUGCGCAAGAUUGAAAGAGGAUCCCGGAUCAUCACGAUCGUGUCGCAGGAUACCAAGGUGAUAUUGCAGGUACCAAGAGGAAACUUGGAAACGAUUCAUCAUCGGGCCCUUGUCCUGGCCCAAGUUCGGAAGUGGCUGGACGGGAUUCAGUUUAAAGAAGCUUUUGAAUGUAUGAGGAAGCUGCGAAUCAAUCUGAAUCUCCUUUAUGACCACAAUCCAAAGGUCUUCCUGGACCAUGUGGAAACGUUCAUCAAACAAGUAGAUUCUGUAAAUUAUAUCAACUUGUUUCUCACAGAGCUGAAAGAAGAAGACUUCACAAAGACUAUGUACCCACCUCUAGAGCUCAGCGACGCCCCUGAGCGGCUCAAAUCUGAUGGGAAAAAGGUCGACCUCAUCUGCGAUGCAAUGAGAACAGCCAUGGAGAAGAUCAACGCUCCUAAGUACUGCUUAUCAAUACUGACCUCACAUGUGAAAAAGAGCCCCCCAGAACUCGGGACUGCUCUGCAGGGGAUUCGUGAGCUUCGAGAGCAAUCUUCUGAACAUACUGGAUCCAACAGUGUAGAAGAAGCAUUGAAAUACCUGCUGUACCUGGUAGAUGUUGGUGAAUUGUAUGAUCAUUCCCUGGGAACGUACGACUUUGAUUUAGUUCUCAUGGUUGCUGAGAAGUCUCAGAAGGAUCCUAAGGAAUAUCUCCCAUUUUUAAACCAGCUUAAGAAAAUGGAACACAAUUACCAGCGGUACUCUAUAGACAAACAUUUGAAGAGGUACCCAAAGGCUCUCGGUCACCUCAGUAAAUGUGGGCCCGAGCAUUUUCCAGAGCUCCUGAACCUGGUGAAGGAUCAGAGUUUAUAUAAAGAAGCCCUGAAGCUGUACCCACCCGACACUCAGGAGUUCAAGGCCAUCAGUGAUGCCUAUGGAGAGUAUUUGAUCCAGAAGCAUCUCGCUGAAGAAGCAGGGCUGAUCUUCUUCCGCUGCGGUGCGUUCCAGAAAGCCCUGGACGCCUUUCAGAUCAGUGGGAACUGGAAGCAGGUCCUGUGUGCGGCAGCUGAGCUUCAUUACACAGAAGACAAGCUGGCCAGUUUGGCAAGGACCAUAGCAGGGAAAUGCAUUGAGAAAAGAAAGUUUGGGGAUGCAGCAGUACUCCUGGAACAAUAUGCCAAGGAUUACGAAGAGGCCAUCCUCAUCCUCUUGGAAGGGACUGCCUGGGAGGAAGCACUGAGAUUAAUUUACAAAUACAACAGAGCGGACAUUGUGGAGACCAACGUCAAGCCAGCUCUGCUAGAAGCCCAAAGAAAUCAUUUGGCAUUCCUGGAAACUCAUAAAGUGACAUUUUCUCGCCACCAGAAGCGCCUCUCAGUCGUCCGGAAACUGAAGGAGCAAGCCCGAAACGAACUGCAGGAUCUGGAAGCCCCACACGGCCCUGAAUCAGACCUCUUUUCUGAUGCCAGCAGCAUGGUGACAGCCAGUGAAGCAAGUUCCAAAUAUUCUCACAGUAACUCAAGAAUAUCUGCACGUUCUUCAAAAAACCGUCGCAAGGCAGAACGCAAAAAACACAGCUUGAAGGAAGGGAGCCCCCUGGAAGACGUUGCCCUCCUGGAGGCUUUAGGGGAAAUCGUCCAGAGCAUCGACAGCUUAAAAGGUGAGGUGCACAGCCUUUUGAAGUAUCUGGUCCUCUUUGGCUAUGAUGGACAAGCCCAGGAGCUGCAGCAGGCAUUUCAGGAGACCCUUCACUCGGUGGAGCACUCCCUUCCUGAAAUCUGGAGUCCCGCGCUGCAACCGUUCCCAGCCAGCCCAGUUUUGGGCCCCAGCUCAACUGCCAAUAGCAUUACGGCUGCCUACAACCAACAGAAAUGGACGACUCCUGCAGUACAAGAUCCUGAACUCUUUAUACCUCCCAAACUCAACAGAAGCAUCCAGUGGAAACUGAGCCUUCUGCAAUAAUUCGAGCUACACAGCUGUUGAUGGAUUGUGAUGCAAUGAGGCAUGUCACAUGCACCAACCCCCACGUCACAAUUGGUUGUGAGUCCUGAAGACAGACAAAAAGCAAACAACUGUUGCUGCCAGGAUAUCUGAUUGUAGACUUUCUUAUUAUUAUUCCAUAGCACUCCUUGGAUGUAUUACCCGGAAUAAAUAGGUGCACCUCUUAAGGAUAUGUCCGGCAAGUUAAACCAACAGCUCCUUGACACUGUUCCAUUAUGUUGUUUCAGUACAACAUUUGGGCUAGUUAGUCCCUUUUUCCAUGCUGAGAAUAUAAAUUAAAAAAAUAUU
Messenger RNA from Gekko japonicus, 4167 nucleotides. It is a transcript of the gene ELP1, whose product is annotated as inhibitor of kappa light polypeptide gene enhancer in B-cells, kinase complex-associated protein. The coding region runs from base 46 to 3840 and encodes 1264 amino acids. The record is from RefSeq and is a predicted model, not a curated record. Gene Ontology annotation, biological process: tRNA wobble base 5-methoxycarbonylmethyl-2-thiouridinylation. Lineage: Eukaryota; Metazoa; Chordata; Lepidosauria; Squamata; Gekkonidae. The transcript is spliced from 37 exons. Gene Ontology annotation, molecular function: tRNA binding. Gene Ontology annotation, cellular component: elongator holoenzyme complex; cytosol.